Arvicanthis niloticus (Nile rat) is the source of this 2957-nucleotide messenger RNA. RefSeq names its product interactor of HORMAD1 1 (gene Iho1). Gene Ontology annotation, cellular component: condensed nuclear chromosome. NCBI's taxonomy places the organism in Eukaryota, Metazoa, Chordata, Mammalia, Rodentia, Muridae. The record is from RefSeq and is a predicted model, not a curated record. Gene Ontology annotation, biological process: DNA recombination; homologous chromosome pairing at meiosis; meiotic DNA double-strand break formation.
CCAGGAAGUUGCCGGAAGGUGUGUGUGGUGCCACGUGUGGUACGUGUGGAGCACAGAGAAUGAAUUUUAAUGUCUGGAAUGUCAGAGAGAUGCUCACUAUUCCCCCGGGCUCUGGGAUCACUAAACCAUCUAACUGGAGUAGUAAUCAGACCGACAGUUCUUCUCUCAGUGAUUCCCAGUUCCUCUUUGGAUCUCAGUUCUGUCCUGAAAAUUCAGAGUCUCUGUUACCAUCCUUGGAAGCUGGUGCUUAUUUAAGACAGCCAAAACAGACACAACAGAAUUCUCAGGAUAAUGAACCUAGUAUUUUCACAAAAUACCAAGCAAAGCCCCAGUUGUUUGGAGGCGAUACAAAGGGUGAAGGUUUAUUUUCUCUUCCUUUGCCAGUUGGAAAAUCAAAAGGACUCUCAAAACAGUUUGAGGAUAAAAAACGAAGGGCAACAGACCAAUCUGACAGUGAGACGCUGCACAACUUUGUUUCUCAUUUUCCAGAAGUCAUCCACAAGUUGCAGACAUCUGUGGAAAAGUCUGAGGAACAUCUCAGCUCUAGAGGCCAGUCUAUUUUAGAUUCUGUGGAGACCAUAGCCAAGACCUUUCAAGAGACUUCGAGGGUCCAGCAUGACCUGAUGGUUGAGGCAAUGAAAGACAAAGGCAGUGUGGAGCAGGCCAUCCUUGAGAUACAGAAGACAUGUGCAGCUAGACAAGCAGAAUUGAUGGAGAUGAAAUCCACCCUGAAGAACCUUGAAGUUUUAGUUGUCCAGCAGAGUAAGAACUUCCAGCAGCUUUGUGACAACCUGGGCCAGCUCCUUGUGCCUGGUAUCCUAGAAGAGCUGAAAAAAUUCACCUCUGUGCCUCAGGUGGCUAGGCAUCUGAAAGACAGCGCCUCUCAGACCUCACCAUCUCUGACCCAGAGCCUCCAUUUUACUGGGCAGGAAAAGUAUCCCUCUGUAGAGCCAGCUACUUGGCAGGCCCAGGAGUCUCCUGCAGGAAAUCCCAGUAGGAGUUCCCAGAGACCUGGGGAGUUUGGUGUCUGUGAUGAGGAAGCCUCAGAGAGUGAUGUUUUUCAAAAGGCUGCAUUGACAACAGGAGAGCCCCAUAGAGGCAAUGAACAUGUGAAGAACAAGACCAUGCAGACUUACUGCAAGAACUGGGUUAUGACCACCAGAAGCCUCAGUAACUACUUCUCUAGUCUCCCAAGCCAGAAGGCUGCCAGUGACCAGGGUCCAAUUGCCCAAGGAGAUUCACAGUUGGACUUAAAUAAGUCAGAAGCCAGAGUGAAGAAUGUCUGUCCUGAAUAUGAGGCCCAAAGCAUUUUGUCUUUUGACUCAUUUGAACAGUCAGCAGCUGAACAGAAAGGCAGGACCUGUAGAAAAAGGAGGAGAGGCAAGAAGCAGCAACCCAGGAGAGCAAAGAUAGGCAGGCUUCUAGCUAGGGAGCAAGCGCAGACCUCAAGGAAGACCGGUAAUUUCAUGGCUAGGCAUCACUGUCCCCAGUCUCCAGUUUGUAAUCCACAGGGGCCCCUCAUCUGUUGGCCAACUCUGAGAAGCUCUACAAAGUCAGCCUGCCAUAUUUUGGGAGGAACAGGAGAGAUCAGUAAGACAGCAAGGGCAGCACAAGGGGACCUCCUGCAAUCUUCCCAGCACUCCUCCACAGACAGCAGCUCCCAGGGGGACCAGCAGAUAAAUUGGUUCAGUGACCUCAGCCUUGAAAACCUAGAGCCUCCUCUGUGUAAGAAGGGAGGGAAGAACUUGCUCUGCGAUCCGGAUUUUGAUAGCAGUGAUGAUAAUUUAUAACCUGCCAACAAUGACUUUAGCUGAUGGUUUGUUCUCAGUUAGAAUGACAAACUGUAGGACAUUGGAUUGAGAGCAGCGCACAGCAUCUGAAGCUGUCGUAUCUAGUCUCAGAGUCAGAGAUCUUGGCCGACUGUGGCCAGCAGGGAGAGGGUAGAAUCAAUACUCUCAGUUAGCAGUUGCUGCUCACAAUGGGAAGGUAUGGGGAAGGAAUGUGUGGAGACAGUGAAGAGAACUCAGGGAGUAGCCUGUGGUAACACAUCAGAAAGUGUCUUUGUGUACUUGGUGAAAAGGGCAUUGGGGAAUAUGAUUUAGAAGAACUCUCAGAAAUGUUUGUGAGCACAUAAGUAACUCUCAAAACAUCCCCUGCACCUGACUGGUCCUUUCUGAACCUCAGCUUUCUCUUUAUCUAGUGCUGUCAGAGAGUUUUGUUUGUUCCAUGAGAGGACGUGUUACAGGGUAGGGCACACUAUUAGACAAAGUAGCCUUGGCCGGCUUUGAAUUUACAAUUCUACCUCUGCCCUCAGAAUGUUGGUCCCAUAAGCAUGACUUGAUUCUCAGCUGUAAAUAAGACUACUUAGGAGGCAGAGGCAGGCGAUCUCUGAGUCCAAGACAGCCAGAGCUACACAGAGAAAUCUUGUCUCGAAAAACCAAAACAACAACAACACCCCAAAACAACAAGAACAGAGUGUUAAAGCUGCCUAUGAACGUGGGAUGUGGUGGCUUAUGCCAGGAUCCAACAGGAAGCUUCCUUCAGCCCUUCCCAGACUGACUUCAGGUGCGUACAGGGUCAUCAGAAAGUAUCUUUGAGACCAAAGGACCUUGUUCCUGUUGAACAGUUGUAGUAUUGGUUAUAUUUUAUUUUUAUCUUGUUGAUGUUUGGGGUUUUUUUUUACUGUUUUAAUUCAAAGUUGAAAUCCUGUGAAUUUAAAUAUUUUUCAGUUAGUAUUUAUGAAUGAGCCCUUCUAGAACCAUCUGACUGUAAAGUGCCAAAGAUGAACACUGUGUUGCUAGUCUCUGCUGUGUAACAUGCUCUGUUUCUUCAAAAGUAUUUCAUUUUGUGUAAUGACAUCAGAGUCCGUGUGACUCAGUGUCCACUAGUUGGGUGUUUUGAUAGAAUAAGUGGUAAAUGUAUCUCUAACAAGACUAAGAUAAUUACAAAUUACACUG